AGCGCGGGCAGGGACCGGGGCCGGGGCAGGGGCUGCGCUGCCCGGCCGGCCCGGCGCGUCCCGUCCCGCCGCCAUGGAUUGUUACACGGCCAACUGGAACCCGCUGGGCGAGGAGACCUUCUACCGGAGGUUCGAGCUGUACGCCAUGGAGUGGGGCCUGAAGGAGGAGCUGCGGGACUGCCUGGUGGCCGCCGCCCCUUACGGGGGGCCCAUCGCCCUGCUGAAGAAUUGCUCCCGCAAGGAGAAGCCCCCCAGUGCCCGCCCGCUGCUGGAGAUCUACUCAGCCUCGGGGCUGCUCCUGGCCAGCAUCCCGUGGAAGAGCGGCCAAGUGGUGCAGCUGGGCUGGACGGCCAGCGAGGACCUGCUCUGCAUCCAGGAGGACGGCACCGUCCUCAUCUACAGCCUCUUCUGCGAGUUCAAGCGUCAUUUCAGCAUGGGCAACGAGGUGCUGCAGAACCAGGUGCUGGAGGCCAAGGUUUUCCACACGGGAUAUGGCACCGGCGUGGCCAUCCUGACCGGCGCCCUCCGCGUCUCCCUGGCCACCAACAUCGAGGACCUGAAGCUGCGCAGGAUGCCCGAGGUUCCCGCAGGUCUGCAGAAGCCACCGUCCUGCUGGGCCGUGCUGUCCCAGGACAGGGUCACCAUCGUCCUGCUGGCGGUCGGGCAGGACCUCUACCUCCUGGACAACACCUCCUGCUCCGUGGUGACCCCCCCUGGGAUGAGCCCCUCAGCUGGUGCCUACCUGCAGAUGGCCGUGUCCUUCACCCACCGCUGCCUGGCCCUCUUCACUGACUCUGGAUACAUCUGGAUGGGUCUGGCCACACUGAAGGAGAAGCUCUGUGAGUUCACCACCAGCAUCCGGUCUCCCCCCAAGCAGAUGGUUUGGUGCACGCGUCCCCGCAGCCGGCAGCGCGCCGUGGUGGUGGCCUGGGACAGGCAGCUGAUGGUGGUGGGGAACUCCUCCGAGUGCAUCCAGUUUGUCCUGGAGGAGGAUUCCUACCUGGUGCCAGAGCUGGACGGGGUCCGGAUCUUGUCCCGCACCUCCCACGAGUUCCUGCACGAGAUCCCCGAGGCCAGCCAGGAGAUCUUCAGGAUUGCCUCCAUGGCCCCGGGGGCCCUUCUGCUGGAGGCACAGAAGGAGUACGAGAAGGAGAGCCAGAAGGCAGACGAGUACCUGCGGGAGAUCAAGGAGCAGCAGCUGCUGCCAGAGGCCGUGGGUCAGUGCAUCGAGGCGGCCGGCUACGAGCACGAGCCCGACACCCAGAAAUCCCUGCUGAGGGCAGCUUCCUUCGGGAAGUGCUUCAUCGACAAGUUCCCCCCCGAGGGCUUCGUGCGGAUGUGCCAGGACCUGCGGGUGCUCAACGCCAUCCGGGACUACCAGAUCGGCAUCCCCCUCACCUUCACCCAGUACAAGCGACUCACCAUCGAGGUCCUGCUGGACAGGCUGGUCCUGCGGCGCCUCUACCCCUUGGCCAUCCGGAUCUGCCAGUACCUGCGGCUGCCGGAGAUCCAGGGCGUCAGCCGCAUCCUGGCACACUGGGCCUGCUACAAGGUGCAGCAGAAGGACAAGUCGGAUGAGGAGGUGGCUCAUGCCAUCAACCAGAAGCUGGGGGACACGCCGGGAAUCUCCUACUCGGAGAUCGCUGCCCGGGCCUAUGACUGCGGCAGGACAGAGCUGGCCAUCAAGCUGCUGGAGUACGAGCCACGCUCCGGGGAGCAGGUGCCGCUGCUGCUGAAGAUGAAGAGGAGCAAACUGGCCCUGAGCAAGGCCAUUGAGAGCGGGGACACCGACCUGGUCUACACGGUGGUGCUGCACCUGAAGAACGAGCUGAACCGCGGCACCUUCUUCAUGACGCUGCAGAACCAGCCGGUGGCCCUGAGCCUGUACCGCCAGUUCUGCAAGCACCAGGAGCGGGAGACCCUGAAGGACCUGUACAACCAGGACGACAACCACCAGGAGCUCGGCAACUUCCAUGUCCACUCCAGCUACUCGGAGAAGCGCAUCGAGGGGCGGGUGGGAGCCCUGCAGAACGCCCUGGACGAGUUCUACAAAGCCAAGAACGAGUUUGCUGCCAAGGCCACAGAGGACCAGAUCAAGCUCCUGCGGCUCCAGAGGCACCUCCAGGAGGACUUUGACAAGCCCUACCUCGACCUGUCUUUGCACGACACCGUCUCCACCCUCAUCCUGGACGGCCACCACAAGCGGGCCGAGCAGCUCUACCGGGAGUUCAAGAUCCCGGACAAGAGGUACUGGUGGCUGAAGAUCAGCGCCCUGGCCAACCGCGGGGACUGGGAGGAGAUGGAGAAGUUCUCCAAGAGCAAGAAGUCGCCCAUCGGCUACUUGCCCUUCGUGGAGAUCGCGGUGAAGCACCACAACCGCUACGAGGCCAAGAAAUACGCCCCCCGAGUCACCCCCGAGCAGCGCGUCAAGGCCUUCGUGCUGGUGGGGGACCUGGAGCAGGCGGCCGAGGCGGCGGUGGAGCACAAGAGCGAGGCCGAGAUCAGCUUCGUGCUCUCCAAGUGCACGGGCAGCACCGACGGCGCCGUGGCCGAGAGGCUGAACCGGGCCCGGGCCCAGCUCCUCAAGAAGUGACCCCCAGCCCCGGGGGGGGACACACACACGUGGGCCUGGCCUGGCCCCCCACCCACCCGUCCUGCGCUCCUGGGGUCCCCCCUCUGCCCCCCUCGCUGGGGGCUGCCUGUGCCUGGGGACCGGGGCGGGGGGGUGGAGUUGUUGCUCAGCAGCCCUGGAGCCUGUGGGGGGGACCCCCCUGUCUGUGGGGGCCUCCUCUGCCUGUGGGGACCCCCCUGUGCCUGUGGGGACCCCUAUCCUGCUGGGGGGGCUGCCCCCACCCCCUCAGCCCAUGGUUCCCCUUCCCUUCCCGUUCAAUAAAGACCCCCCUGUCCCGUC
Apus apus (common swift) is the source of this 2911-nucleotide messenger RNA. It is a transcript of the gene VPS16, whose product is annotated as VPS16 core subunit of CORVET and HOPS complexes. The transcript is spliced from 23 exons. Gene Ontology annotation, molecular function: actin binding. Gene Ontology annotation, biological process: vacuole fusion, non-autophagic; intracellular protein transport; endosomal transport. Gene Ontology annotation, cellular component: HOPS complex; endosome; lysosomal membrane. The coding region runs from base 74 to 2593 and encodes 839 amino acids. Lineage: Eukaryota; Metazoa; Chordata; Aves; Apodiformes; Apodidae. The record is from RefSeq and is a predicted model, not a curated record.